Molecule: messenger RNA, 1338 nt
Organism: Sodiomyces alkalinus F11
Lineage: Eukaryota; Fungi; Ascomycota; Sordariomycetes; Glomerellales; Plectosphaerellaceae
Product: NAD(P)-binding protein
Exons: 4
Coding region: 109-1140 (343 amino acids)
Source: RefSeq, a predicted model, not a curated record
GUAAAUAACCCAAGAGGGCCAAGACGAGACUCUUUUUCAUUUUCAGUUUUUCACUCUUACUUCAUACCAUAGCAGGUCAUAUAAUAACCUCCCUUCUCUCCUGUUACUAUGUCAAAUAGCUGGACACCAACAACGUGGGAUCCGUUGACCCAAACUCAUGAUCUCAGCGGCAAGGUCGCCGUUGUGACCGGUAGCAAUUCCGGCAUCGGUCGAGCGACCGUCAAGUUCCUGGCCCUGCGCGGCGCCAAGGUCUACCUCGCUACGCGGUCCGAGUCGCGCACCCGGGAGGUUAUCGAGGAGCUGCGGAAAGAGAACCCUUCCAUCGGCGAGGACCAGCUUCAUCACCUUCUCCUCGACUUGGCGGAUCUGAAGUCCAUAGUGGCGGCUGCCGACGCACUUAAAGCUGCCGAGAACCGACUGGACGUCUUGAUCAAUAAUGCCACCGCCAUAGGCUCCGGAGAAGUGCCCGCCACUGGGUGGGAAUUGCAAAUCGCCGUAUCCCACGUCGGCCACUUCACCUUGACCAACCUCCUGCUCCCCCUCCUCGAAGCCGCCGCCUCCGACCCAACCUCCGACGUCCGCAUCGUCAGCGUCUCCUCCAUAGCCGGCAAUGUCUUCCUCCCCGCAUCAUACGAAUUCGGCUUCAAUUCGCCCGCCGCCCUGCGCCGCCCCGUGCCCUACUUCCCCUGGACCUGGCGCUACCUCAGCCGCCACCUCUUCCGCACCGACAUGGUGACCUACGCCAUGGCCAAGACCGCCCAGGUCCUCUUCACGCGCGAGCUGCAGCGCCGCCUCGACGCCCGCGGCCUCCGCGUCCUCGCCCUCGCCGCCGCCCCCGGCACCGUCUACACGCGCGCGCUGCAGUCGACGUGGCCCGGCUGGAUGGACGCGAUCCUGCGUCGCCUCGCGUCGACGGUCGACCAGGGGGCUGCCAACUCGCUUUUCGCGGCCGCGGCGCCGGAGGUCCGGUCGCGCGCCGAGGCGUUUAAGGGCCGGUAUAUGGACCCCGUGGGGCGGGUGAGGGAGUUGCACCCUGUCGAGAGGAAUGCGGAGCAGGUUGCUGGGUUGUGGGAUGUUACCGAGAGGGAGGUGAAUGCGGAGUUGGCCAAGGCUGGGCUUCCUGGGUUGUUGCCUUGGUAGGAGUGGGGUGGGUGUAGCUGAAAGGAGGGGGCGAACUCUGAUAUCUUGUAAAUUGUGUCGUGGUGCCAUGAGAUCGUGUACACCGUGUUUCGUAGUGCAAAUUAAUAUGUAUUCCUCUGUAGUCGCUGCACUCCCAUCGCGACUCGGAAGCUCAAAAUUGCUGUGCUCCUUUUUCCCAAGUAUAUAUCGGAACACCAU